GUCCCUUUCGGCUACAGCCGUAAGCACGUCAGUGCUGAAUGAGCUUCAGUGUUUAGCUUGGUUUGACAAGUUUCCCUGGAUGAUCAUGGGGGUAGGAGUGAGUAGUUAGCACAUCAAUAAAAAGUUGCAGCUCAUUGCUUAUGUUUCAGGUAGACUCGGAGUCUGACGAUAUGACAAAUGUAGGGACGUGACAAGUUUUCCACUUCCCCCCUCUGAGCCAUUCUCCAGCAAGUCGAUUCUAACGUUAACUAGCUACAUCGGGAAGAGUAGACACAAGAGUAAAGAUGAACAGCCUAUCUUUUGACGAUCCUUCGUUGGAUAAUCUGGAUCCAACACUGUCGCUUAAUGACCCCAGCGAUAUUGACACGGCCCUCUUAAACGACAUUGAUGACAUGCUACAGCUCAUCAGCAACCAGGACAUGGAGUUUGGAGGACUGUUUGAUAACCCUCCAUACACAGUGCCUCCUCCCACCCAAGAGCUUUCUGGUUUGACCCAGUCCAUCACCUCACCUGCCCCUCCAACCACAACUACAACACCUCCACCUUCAUCUUCCUCUUCCAUCCUAAGCAGUAGCCCCCACCUGGAUGCGCUCCUGGGCCCUCCCAUCACCCGUAGUUCCUCCACGCCAGACAAGGCAUUCCAGCCUCCCACCUUCCAGCAGUCCCCCCUGGCCCAGGUGCCUAACUCCACACAGAGGCAACAACCAGCCUCCCCACAGCAGGCUCAGAGCCUCAAACAGCCCCAGGUGGAGCAGCCCCAACCCGUUCUCAGCCCGUCCGCCCCCGCCCAGGCAGCUUCACCUCAUGGCUCACCAGCACCAAACCUGGUUUUUAGCUCCACGGCCCAGGCCCUCUUCACCUUGCCUGCGCCUCAGACGCCACCUCAGACUCCGCCUCAGCUCCAGCCUCAGCUCCAGCCUCAGCUCCAGCCUCAGCUCCAGCCUCAGCUCCAGCCUCAACUCCAGCCUCAGCCCCAGCUGCAGCUGCAGUCACAACUUCAACCCCAGUCUCAGUCACAACCGGUCCAGACCAACUACAGCAACCAAAUCAGCUACACAACUGCCAGUGUGAGCCAACCCACAGCGAUCUUGUCAUCAUCACCUCCAAAUGGACAGCCAGUGACCAUCCAGGCUCAGCUCCCAGGGCUGACGACCACGUCUCCUAUCCUGGCCACGUCAGCGAGCCCGCCAGUUCAAACCAUUGCACCCCACAUACAGCAAGUACCUGUUUUGCUACAACCCCAGUUCAUCAAGGCUGAGUCUCUGCUGCUGACCACUUUGAAGCACGACCCCUGCAUGGUCACUACUAUGGCCUCAUCCCUGGCCACCAACACCCCAGUGCAGAGCACUUCACUGCAGGCCUUUAUGGGUGGUGGUACCAUCCUGACCACGGUGCCCGUCAUGAUGGACACUGAUAAGCUGCCUAUCAACCGCAUCGCCAUCAGCGGUAAGCCGGUGGGCCUGCCACCUAAGGGAGAAAAGCGCACAGCCCACAACGCCAUCGAGAAGCGCUACCGCUCCUCAAUUAAUGACAAAAUCCUCGAGCUCAAAGAUCUGGUGGCUGGUACUGAGGCCAAGCUCAACAAGUCUGCAGUGCUAAAGAAAGCCAUCGACUACAUUCGUUACCUUCAGCAGACCAACCAGAAACUCAAACAGGAGAAUAUGGCUUUUAAAAUGGCAGCCCAGAAAAACAAGUCUCUCAAGGACCUGGUUGCCAUGGAAGUGGAUGGACCGGCUGAUGUGAAGAACGAGCUGCCCACCCCGCCAGCCUCUGAUGUGGGCUCCCCCAGCUCUUUCUCACACUGUAGCAGUGACUCAGAGUCUGACAGUCCGAUGGGGGAAGACACUAAGCAGCCCAGUGUGGGCAUGUUAGACCGAUCGGCAGCAGGAGGAAGUGCUGGCGGCAUGUUGGACCGUUCUCGCUUGGCCUUGUGCACCUUCACCUUCCUCUUCCUCUCCCUCAACCCUCUGGCCGCCCUGCUCUGCUCAUCCGGUAGCAGCUCAGUUGGAAGCCCCUCAGCUACUGCCACCCAUCCUGCAGGAAGAAGUGUCCUGGGUUUGGAUAUUGCAGCGGACUCAUGGGGCUGGAUGGAUUGGAUGCUGCCAACUCUACUGGUGUGGCUACUGAAUGGUAUUCUGGUGUCAGGGGUUCUGAUCCGACUGUUGGUGUAUGGAGAGCCUGUAACCAGACCUCACUCUGGAUCCUCUGUCUUGUUCUGGAGGCACCGCAAGCAGGCUGACCUAGACCUAGCUAGAGGAGAUUUUGCCCAGGCCAGUCAGAACCUAUGGACCUGUCUGAAGGCUCUAGGUCGUCCUUUACCUAUCUCUCAGUUGGACCUAGCCUGUUCUGCACUCUGGUCCCUGCUAAGAUUCUGCCUUCAGCGCCUUUGGGUGGGCCGCUGGCUGGCUACCAGGGCCGGGGGGCUGCGAUCUGACCGCCCCCUGAAGGAGGACGCCUGCAAAAGCAGCCGAGACGCCUCCCUUGUUUACCACCGCCUGCAUCAGCUUCACAUGACAGGUAAGCUGAAUGGUAGCCAUCUGUCAGCAGUCCACAUGGCUCUAAGUGCGGUAAACCUGGCAGAGUGUGCUGGCUCCUGUUUGCCUGUAGCCAGUCUGGCUGAGGUCUACGUCUCUGCAGCUCUACGGGUCAAAGCCAGCCUGCCAAGGAUCCUGCAUUUUACCUCUCGUGUGUUCCUGAGCAGUGCCCGUCAGGCGUGCCUGUCGUCCAGUGGCAGUGUGCCUCCAGCUAUGCAGUGGCUGUGCCACCCACUAGGUCACCGCUUCUUUGUGGAUGGAGAUUGGGCUAUUCGCAGCACUCCCAAAGAAAGCAUCUACAGCCAGGCUGGCAAUACAGUGGAUCCUCUGGCUCAGGUGACUCAGGCAUUCAGGGAACACCUCCUCGAGAAAGCUCUUUACUGUGUGGCCCAGCCUCAUGGAGAGAAAAGCCCCAGUCAGGGAGAGGGGGAGUAUGCUGAUGCCCUGGAGUACCUCCAGCUGUUGAUUAGUGCGUCAGAUGCAGCUGGUGCCACGUCCCAGUCCUUUGCUAUUGGCUCCAACAUGGCCAUUGUGACUGGUAAGUUGCUGGCAUUUUUGGAAUUGAGGAGUGUGGGUUGACUUCCACCCUCCCACCCCUUUUCUUUAUCCUCACUGAUCACAAAUCUGAGCCAAAAGGGGAAAGGGAGGCAGCCAC
Etheostoma cragini (Arkansas darter) is the source of this 3189-nucleotide messenger RNA. RefSeq names its product sterol regulatory element binding transcription factor 1 (gene srebf1). The transcript has 14 exons. Gene Ontology annotation, cellular component: nucleus. The record is from RefSeq and is a predicted model, not a curated record. Lineage: Eukaryota; Metazoa; Chordata; Actinopteri; Perciformes; Percidae. The coding region runs from base 285 to 3113 and encodes 942 amino acids. Gene Ontology annotation, biological process: regulation of transcription by RNA polymerase II. Gene Ontology annotation, molecular function: RNA polymerase II cis-regulatory region sequence-specific DNA binding; DNA-binding transcription factor activity, RNA polymerase II-specific; protein dimerization activity.